AGGGUGCGUCUCCACCCAGCUGCAGUGACCCACCCAGCCAGACGGAAGGAAGGAAGGAAGGAAGGAAAGGGGGAGAACGAGACACGGCGUAGGCAAUGGAGGCGAGGAAAGUCGGCGCCGGCGCCGGCACGCGCGCUCCGUACCUGCUGAUGAUCUGGGCGCUGGUCGCCGCCGAUCUGUUCGGCACAGGUUUCGCCCGGUCGGCCCUGGGGAUGGAGCAACGCGAGUUCGACUACUUCGCGCUGGCGCUGCAGUGGCCGGGCACCAUCUGCUCCUCCACCCGCCACUGCUGCGCCGCCAACGGCUGCUGCCGGUCGGAGCCGCUCCACACGUUCACAAUCCACGGGCUGUGGCCGGACUACGAUGACGGGACAUGGCCGUCGUGCUGCCGCCACACCAACUUCGACAUGGACAAGAUAUCGCCUCUGAUGCCGAUUCUGGAGAAGUAUUGGCCGUCCCUCUACUGCUCAUCCUCUUCCACUUGCUUCAGUGGCAGGGGGCCCUUCUGGGCUCAUGAGUGGGAGAAGCAUGGAACAUGCUCAUCCCCUGUUGUUCAGGAGGAAUUACAGUACUUUUCCACCGCCCUUGAUCUCUACUUCAAAUAUAACGUUAUGGAAAUGCUGGCGAGUGGAGAUAUCCAGAUUUCAGAUGAUAAGAAAUACCCACUGCGUGAUGUCAUCGAUACCAUCAAAGAUGCUUUUGGGGCCUCACCGCAGAUUAUUUGCAAGAAAGGGUCAAUUGAAGAACUAAGGUUAUGCUUCACUAAAGAUUUGGAGCCUCGCGAUUGCCUUACUACUUCUGCAAUGUCCAAAACCUUAACGAAAGAGAAGCAUUGCCCUCGGUACAUCACCCUGCCAACAUAUGAUCCCAUUGUGUUCUCCAAUUCGACGGGAGAGGUCUUCACAGAGGCCAACAACAAUGGUAUUUAUAUUUAUACAGCAUAAGGUACAAUUACCGCAACUGAGCAUUCCAUGGCUUCGAGGAGGCACAUUUCUUCAGGGCUAUGUCUGCUUGCAAGACACUAGCCACAGCCACAGGUGCUGGGCACUGAGAUCCUGGUGAAUUGGGUCUGUGGUUUAUUCAACUAUUUGUAAAAGACAACAAUCCAUGUUAGAACAACAGGGAGUAGUGGAUAACUUAACGUAUGAAUCUAUGUACAUCUACACAUUCUGUAGCUGGGGAGCAAUACCCUUUGUACUUCAUUGAUUGCUGAAGGAUAGGUCUGCCACUGUUUUAAA
Brachypodium distachyon (stiff brome) is the source of this 1238-nucleotide messenger RNA. Its product is annotated as ribonuclease 2. Gene Ontology annotation, molecular function: ribonuclease T2 activity; RNA binding. Bases 96 to 944 code for a protein of 282 amino acids. The record is from RefSeq and is a predicted model, not a curated record. The transcript has 9 exons. Gene Ontology annotation, biological process: RNA catabolic process. Gene Ontology annotation, cellular component: extracellular region. NCBI's taxonomy places the organism in Eukaryota, Viridiplantae, Streptophyta, Magnoliopsida, Poales, Poaceae.